Chinchilla lanigera (long-tailed chinchilla) is the source of this 1716-nucleotide messenger RNA. It is a transcript of the gene Lypd6b, whose product is annotated as LY6/PLAUR domain containing 6B. The record is from RefSeq and is a predicted model, not a curated record. NCBI's taxonomy places the organism in Eukaryota, Metazoa, Chordata, Mammalia, Rodentia, Chinchillidae. Gene Ontology annotation, molecular function: acetylcholine receptor regulator activity.
CGCAUCCUAUGAGCACACAGGACCGAAGACAGGGCCAAGCCACCUCAGCAGACAGGGAGUGCGCAUACUACCCAGGUGUCGCCCGCACCUUCGAGAGAAGAGGAACAGGGACAGAGAAGACGCUCCCACGGGUUGUCCUUUUCGAUUUUCUAGCAUGAGACUGCAUAUGAGUUUGGCCUGUCCAGUCCAUGAGAUCACAAUGCUACGACUCUGUCAUGCUCUGGCGGUGGCUCUCCUCCAGAUCUUUAUCUUCUCAGAGAAUCAGGCAUUUGCCAAGAACAUCAACUUCUACAAUGUGAGGCCUCCUCUUGACCCCACACCAUUUCCAAACAGCUUCAAAUGUUUUACCUGUGAAAAUGCGGGGGAUAACUAUAACUGCAACCGAUGGGCCGAAGACAAGUGGUGUCCACAAAAUACACAGUACUGUUUGACAGUUCAUCACUUCACCAGCCAUGGCAGAAGUACCUCCAUCACCAAAAAGUGUGCCUCCCAGAGUGAAUGUCAUUUUGUUGGGUGUCGCCACAGCCAAGAUUCUGAACAUACGGAAUGCAGGUCUUGCUGUGAAGGGAUGAUCUGCAACGUAGAACUGCCCACCAACCACACGAACGCAGUCUUCGCGGUGAUGCACGCGCAGAGGACGUCUGGCAGCAGUGCCACCAUGCCCUCCCUGCCGGUGCUUGCCUGGGUCUUCAUGCUUCUGUGGCUAUGAUGUCACCUUUCUUAGGAGAGGGAGAGCCCAGCCCUCUAAAGCACAAGGCAAAAACUGUAGGAGCACUGGAGUGAAGAUCAGUCUUGUACUUGGUGAAGAUGGAACAUUGGACCCCAAAGCAGAAGCCCGUGAUUUGCUUUGCAAAAUUGCUCUUGCAUGAGAUCAGAGCACUGAGAAUGGGGGCUUGGUAGGGACUGAAAGGACUGAGCCCCAUGCUCCCUGGUCAAGGAGGGCUGCGUCCUGUCAGCUCUGCAGUGAGUAUGUUGCCAGUAUUGUUGACAGGUGACAAUGGCCUGGCUGGUCCUGGCCUGACCAGGCCUUUAGCUGCAAAGACUUCCUGGCCUCACUGACUCCAUCAAAGGCUACCCGGUCAGGUUUCUGUGGUUAGCUCUGAGUGUCUCUGUGCAGUCUUACCCAGUGGCAAGAGCAGUGUCUGCACUAUGUUACACAGCCUGGGAUUAUCAACCCAUAGAGUGAAAAGGUUUAUCGUGGCUCACGGUUGUGAAGGUGUUGGUCCAUGGUCUGGUGUUGCCUUUGGGCCUGUGGUGAGGCAGCACACACGGUAGGGAGUGUGGGGCAAAGCAGAAAGCCACCCUCCUCAUGGUGUGACAUGGAAGAAAAAGAGAAGAGGCCAGAGUCCCAUAAUCCCCUUUGAGAGUGGACCCCCAGUUACCUGAAACCAUCCUCAGGCUCUACCUCCUCCCAGUGGCACCCAUACUGGGGACCAGGCUUUAACACACGAGCCUUUGGGGGCCACUCCAGAUCCAGACCACAGCACCCAGCAACAGUGUGGCCAGUGAGAAAGCCAACUGUUGGAUUGAACUAGGUGAACUCCAUUUGCCCGUUGUGAGGUGGGGUGGGGGGAAUAAGGCUUUUCAAUUACACAAUGUAAAUGCAUGCUGUGUGUUUCUUGAUUGACAGAGGCCUGCAACGAGACCCACCUACCAGUGUCACUGAACUUGAAUUUCCAUAUACCGGGGUGAUCUAUGCUGGCUUAAAGAAUAAAA